Messenger RNA from Alternaria atra, 1647 nucleotides. RefSeq lists its product as uncharacterized. The record is from RefSeq and is a predicted model, not a curated record. Bases 1 to 1647 code for a protein of 548 amino acids. NCBI's taxonomy places the organism in Eukaryota, Fungi, Ascomycota, Dothideomycetes, Pleosporales, Pleosporaceae. Gene Ontology annotation, biological process: protein folding. Gene Ontology annotation, cellular component: chaperonin-containing T-complex. The transcript is spliced from 4 exons. Gene Ontology annotation, molecular function: ATP binding; ATP hydrolysis activity; ATP-dependent protein folding chaperone.
AUGCAGGCGCCAGUGGUUGUUAUGAACACGCAGACCCCGGGCGGGGAGCGCCAGUUUGGCCGCAAAGCUCAACUAUCCAACAUCACAGCAGCCAAGACUGUCGCCGACAUCAUCAGAUCAUGUCUCGGUCCCAAGGCUAUGUUGAAGAUGCUGCUCGACCCCAUGGGCGGUAUCGUCCUCACCAACGACGGCCAUGCUAUUCUCCGAGAGAUCGAAGUCGCACACCCAGCCGCCAAGAGCAUGAUCGAGCUGAGUAGGACACAAGACGAGGAAGUCGGCGACGGCACAACCACCGUCAUCAUAUUAGCGGGAGAAAUCCUCGCACAAGCUCUGCCCCAGCUUGAGCGCAACAUCCACCCCGUCGUCAUUAUCCAAGCGUUCAAGAAGGCUCUCGCCGAUGCCCUCGAAAUCAUCAACGAGGUCGCGGUCGAAGUCGACGUCAACGACGACGAGCAGAUGUACAAGAUCAUCAGCUCUUCCAUCGGCACAAAGUUCGUAACUCGGUGGUCAGAAUUGAUGUGCAGUCUAGCUCUGAAGGCCGUGCGGACCGUUUCCCUCGACAUCGGCUCUGGCAAGAAGGAGGUCGACAUCAAGCGCUACGCACGUAUCGAGAAGAUCCCUGGCGGUGAGAUUGAGGACAGCGAGGUUCUGGACGGAGUCAUGGUCAACAAGGACAUCACACACCCCAAGAUGAGGCGGAGAAUUGAAAACCCCAAGGUUCUGUUGUUGGACUGCACACUAGAAUACAAGAAGGGUGAGAGUCAGACAAACAUCGAGGUCAGCAAAGAGGAGGACUGGAACAGGAUACUCCAAAUUGAGGAGGAGCAAGUCAAGCAGAUGUGUGAUGCCAUUAUUGCUCUCAAGCCCGAUCUUGUCAUCACCGAGAAGGGUGUUAGUGAUCUCGCACAGCACUACCUCGUCAAGGCCAACAUCACCGCCAUCCGCCGAGUUCGCAAGACAGACAACAACCGUAUCGCUCGUGCAACAGGUGCGACAAUCGUAAACUCCGUAUUCUCCGCCGCCGCUUCAGACAUCGGUACUGAGUGUGGUCUUUUCGAGAUCUCCAAGAUUGGUGACGAAUACUUCACCUUCCUCACAAAGUGCAAGAACCCGAAGGCAUGCACCAUCCUGCUCCGCGGGCCCUCAAAAGACAUCUUGAACGAGAUCGAGCGGAAUUUGCACGAUGCCAUGGGUGUCGCCAGGAACGUAAUCUGGAACCCUAAGCUCUGCCCCGGUGGUGGUGCAACCGAGAUGGCUGUCGCGGUCGGUCUGGACAGGCGAGGAAAGCUGAUCGAGGGCGUUGCACAGUGGCCGUACAAGGCCGUCGCUGAAGCCAUGGAGGUCAUCCCACGCACACUCAUCCAGAACUCAGGAAACAGUCCUAUCAAGGUGCUCACCCAACUGCGCGCAAAGCAUGCAGAGGGUUACGAAGACGGCAAGCACACUGGCAGUACCUGGGGUAUCGACGGCGAUGCAGGCAAGGUCGUCGAUAUGCGAACGUACAACGUAUGGGAGCCUCUGGCGGUCAAGGAGCAGAGCGUCAAGACUGCUAUUGAGAGCGCUUGCCUACUGCUCAGGGUCGACGAUAUUGUCGCUGCGAAAUCGGCAAAGCAAGUGAGCGGUCCAAUUGGUGGUGGUGAUGAUUAG